Trypanosoma brucei brucei TREU927 is the source of this 1416-nucleotide messenger RNA. RefSeq names its product variant surface glycoprotein. The transcript has a single exon. Gene Ontology annotation, biological process: symbiont-mediated evasion of host immune response. Bases 1 to 1416 code for a protein of 471 amino acids. The record is from RefSeq and is a predicted model, not a curated record. Lineage: Eukaryota; Euglenozoa; Kinetoplastea; Trypanosomatida; Trypanosomatidae.
AUGGACGCAGCGAAGCUGUUUGUUGCGGCUGUCCUACUAGCACAAACUGCACGCGCAGCAAACGAAGCUGCACUGAAACCGGAAGCCUGGAAGGCUGUAUGCGACAUCUACUCGGUGCUCAGCAGCAAGGAAACAACAGCCCAACGAGCGACGCAAACAUUACAAGCGUCCCUUGUAGAAGCGUACAAGAAAGAAGUAAAAGCACGAAUUCUGUUGAGCAAAACGGCCGACGCAGCAGCUAAGGCCAAAAUAGCACCCUUGCUCGCAGCGCUAUCACAACACACGGCUGCUCUUAUGGCGGAAGCGGCGCAGGGGAAACUAACAGCGGCGGCGACGACAAUCGGCGCAACCUCUAUAGUUAUGGGCAGGCUUAAAGAAUACUCAGCGGUAGCCGCAUAUGCAAAAGACGGCACAACAGCGGGAUGCUGGGCGGCCGAUGAAGCCGGAAACUCGUUCAAAACUCUAGCCGAAGCAGCCACACAACACACAAACUGCAACGAAAUAGCGGGGGAACAAGCAAAACACGCAAACCUCGAGACAGCAAUAAACAGCAAAGGCUUUACCAUAGCGGGUCUGACAGUCAAAGCCUGUGCGGUAACUAACAAAGGGUGCAGACUGCAUACGCGCAAAACAUCAGAGGGGAUCAUCUCCACCGGCUCACCAGAGCAAACGAAGGAAAUAGCAGCCGGUUUGAUCCAACUAACAGCCGCAGACCCAACCUUUCUCGACACAAAAGACAUGGCCUCAGUUAAAAGCGAAAACAAAGCUAAAGAUAUAGCAGCGGCAUGGGAUGCGAUCCAAGUCAAGCUGCAAACCUACGCAACAGAAGAUUGGCCGCAAAAAGCAGAAUGUACAGAAAACUCUAUAUGCCACAAGGUAGCGGAACAAGCAGGGUUACUAUCGCAACCAACGCCGCAAAAAUCUCUUGCCGAGCAGCUUUCAGAAACGUACGGCACAGAAGAUGAAGCCGUCACGGCAAAGCUGUGGAAGCUCAUGCUAGCGAUUCCAGCCCCAAAAGCUGGCGACGCGUCAACGAAAAAUCGCAAGCUCCACGACGUUGAAGACCUUGACUACCUCGUGGAAAUGCUAGCGAACUCCACGGCGGCGCAAGCGAAACCACAACCACAGUCCACAACGCAGCAAACGUGCACUGUUACUGAAGCAAAAGAUACUCAGGAAAACCAAAUCCACUGCAACAGCAUUAGCGAUAAAGACAAAUGUAAUGCUGAUCCAAAAUGCAGUUAUGAGACAGAAAGCGAUAGCAGUAAAAAGUGCAAAUUAGAUGCCAAAAAAGCAUUAGCAACCGGCGUCUCUGUGGCACAAACUCAAACUGGAGAAACAACAACAGAGAAAUGCAAAGGGAAAUCGGAAAAAGAAUGCAAAACAUCGGAUUGUAAAUGGGAAGGCGCAACUUGA